This is a messenger RNA of Drosophila novamexicana, 713 nucleotides long. RefSeq lists its product as uncharacterized. The coding region runs from base 129 to 668 and encodes 179 amino acids. Lineage: Eukaryota; Metazoa; Arthropoda; Insecta; Diptera; Drosophilidae. The record is from RefSeq and is a predicted model, not a curated record. The transcript is spliced from 3 exons.
AACGAACCUUAACUUAUUAAAUGCCAUACCACAUGUAUUCUAUUUAAGUAUUAUUAAUAGCCCCUUCCCACAUGUAUUCUAUUUAAAUAUGCAUUAUAAUAUGCGAGGAUAUCAUUAGUGAGCGAGCUAUGAAGCCGGCAACUGUGCGUUUGUUAAUAGUGGCGGCGUUUCUGGUGCUGGCACCGGUCAUAGGCCGAAAAUCGAAAUCCCGAUUCACAAAUCUGAAGUGCGAGUCCUAUGAUCCAAGUUUCUCGACAUUCAAGAAGUGCAAGCUCAAUGUACUCGGCAGAGGCGUGGUCGCCGUCGAUAUAAACAUAAAUCUGCUAAAACUUCCGAUAUAUAAUGUACACAUCAACUGGAGCAUAUGGCGUCGCUAUAAUACCUACCAACCGUUUCUGCAUAAUGCCAGCUGUGAUUUCUGCCAUUUGCUGUCACACCCGAACAAGAUCGCAUUCGAGUCACUUGUGCUUAAAGCCAUUCAGACGAGAGCGAAUAUAAAUCACACUUGCCCCUACAAUCACGACGUCAUUGUGGAUAAUUUGGUGUUCACUGAUUCAUUCCUGCAAACGCUGCCACUGCCCCAAGGCGAUUAUAAGAUACAAUUGCGAUUUGCUACGGACAAAACAUGGAGACUAAUGGUGGAAGUAUUCAUCUUGCGAGAUGAAUAGAACGAUUGAAUUAAACGAAUAAAUAUGGUGUUUGACAAUUUUAUA